AUGCUCAGCGCCGCGCCGGGCCGGCUCGGCGGGCUUCGUGCCGCGCUCCGCGCCGGGGCUGUCGGCUCAUCCUCCGCUCCUGGCACGGGGAGAGAAAGGAGAGAGCGCCCAUUGGCCGGUGCCGCGGGCGGUUUCAAGGCGCCCCCCCCGGGGGGUGGGGGGGGACACGCGCGGCGGGGGCGGUUUCCAGGUCCCCCCGCGCACACCCCGGAGCGCCCCGGGCCGGAGCGAGCGGGAUCAAAGAGCGGCGAGAGGGGAACGGGGCCGCGGGCAGCGCCGGCCGCAGAUUACGGCGGGCGAUUCAUUACGCGGGACGGCAAUCGAGUUAGGAGGGAGCGGCCGGGGGCCACGGGGACCCUCCGGCACCGCACGGACAGAGCUGAGCACGCCAGGACACACGGACACGGCACAGGGACAGACAGACAAGGACAGCCGGGAACAGGCGGCCGCACCGCAGGGCUCAGCCCGGCACAGGCGCUGGUGCAGCGGGACGUGCGGCUGCGGCACGGAGCCAUGCACGGGGACACGCUGAGGGACACACGGACACGGAAGGACACGGGAUGGCACCGGCAGCACGGAGGCACCGCACACUCAGCCUCUGCAUUCUGCUCCACUGCUGCCGUGCGAAGGCCCCUUGGAUCCCUCUCCACGUGGGAAGGGCUGGGAAAGGGCUGUGAUGGAUUAUCCGUGCGCGGUGCAGAUCCCGGCGUGGGGGGACGUGGUGUGCAGCCACUCGUGGUUGAGGAGUGCUGGGAAAGAGUUUCUUGACUGAAAAAGAAAACCAAAAAAACCUCAGAAAAAGCGGCUCUCAGGCUCUUCCU
Molecule: messenger RNA, 821 nt
Organism: Malurus melanocephalus (red-backed fairy wren)
Lineage: Eukaryota; Metazoa; Chordata; Aves; Passeriformes; Maluridae
Product: translation initiation factor IF-2-like
Exons: 3
Coding region: 1-768 (255 amino acids)
Source: RefSeq, a predicted model, not a curated record